ACAAACGCAACAAGUUGACAGGAAGGAGAGGUCCUGUGAUUUCCUUCUAAAGAUAGACUUAUGUUUAAUCGUGAAUGUUCUUUUUGCGCUUGGUUUCUAAAGGUUUAUAGAUAUUUCUUUCUAUAAUGGCUCUAGAUUUAAGCACUGCGGAUGUGUAUGAGCAGGCUUCAGUCAUCGGGCAGGACAUCGAGAAAAUAAUCGAUCAGUAUGGCCAUGAAGCAGUGCUGGAUUUAAUGCCGAAGGUCGUCAGGGUUCUCGAAGAACUAGAAAUUCUCGUCAGCGAGAGAGAGAACGAAAAACUCGAGUUUGCUGAGUUGAAGAUGGAAAAUGAGAGAUUGUAUUUGGAAAUAAAAAAAGAGGCAAGCCAACGCCGAAAACUAGAUGAGGAAUUGUACAGUACUCAAAUUGAUGGGGAGGCAAACAAUCUGAAGACAAUGGUUGCCAAGCUGAAAGAAGAGAAUAAGAAGCUCAGAAUGGAAUACCAGGCCUCGAUGAACGAGAAGCUGACAGCCACCUAUGUGAGUGCACCAGGUGAUGCAGAGGUGAUGAGAAGAAUGAAGGAGACAAUCGACUCCCAGCGGGAAGCCAUACGGCUCAGAAACACUGAGAUUGACAAUCAACGGUCCGACAUAGAUGCUAUGGAAGAACAAAUUGACAGACUGACCAACAUUAAUGAAUCUUUGAGGAGGAAUCUUUCUGCAAAGCAAACAAGAAUCCGAAUGUUAGCAAAAGAGAAAGCAGAGUUGCAGGCAGAAUUUAAGGCUUUUAAAUUAGACCUUGGCAAAGAAAACAUUGGAUUAUCAGAAAGUGAGGAAUUAACAGGGGAUAUACAUGACAGUUAUGAACAAGAAGAUGAUGGAAAUGAACUGACUGAACUGCAUCAAAGAAAUAAUAGCCAUAAGGAAGAAGAAAAUAAUAAUGGAACACAUGAAAAGGUUGCGUCUGAAGUGCAUGAAUGGGAAAUUUUAGAAAAUGGAGAAAAUGAAGAAAAAGUAGAGUGGGAAGAAGGCAGGAUGGAUAAAUCAGCUCCUUUAGAUCCAAACAGACCGAGAUACACAAAGGCAGAGUUGCAAGAAAUUCUAAACGAAAGAAAUCAACUCAAAGAGGAAGUGUUCUUCUUGAAGGAUGAGCUUGCAUACUAUAGACCUAAAAAUGAGGACGAGGAACAAACACCAACAGCAAAAAGCCCAAAGACAAGCAAGAAACCCUCCAGACGGGAAGAAUCGGGAAUAUCCAAAAUAUUUAGCAUAUUCAAUCGGAAGUAGUAGAACUGCCUGGUUUGAUUUGAGUCACCCGUGUGUCCAAGAUUGUAGCCAUGGGCUACUCCGCCCCUCACGUGUGUCACGUGUUUAUCACGAAUGCGAUGAUCACGUGGUACACGACCAGCUCAAGUGCAACGUGUCACGUGUUUAUCACGAAUGCGAUGAUCACGUGGUACAAGACCAGCUCAAGUGCGACACGUCACGUGUUUAUCACGAAUGCGAUGAUCAUGUGGUACAAGACCAGCCCAAGUGCAACAUGUCACGUGUUUAUCACAAGUGCGAUGAUCACGUGGUGCACGACCAGCUCAAGUUUUGCGUCACGUGUCGCAAAUGCGUUGGUCGUUGGUAGCCCCUGGGGACUGGGGACAGCUAUAUUGUCAUAUUAGUUAGCCACGCGAGAACAAUAAACUCCACAUCUCUCUGGUUCCGAUCAUGAUCUUUAAAAACGUUAUAUAUUUUUGAUUCCAUAUUUUUAUUUUUAUACAUAUAUGUUUUUAAUUGUUACAAAAUAUAGAGAAACGGAAUAGUGUGAUUAGUGGCGAAUGGAAUCCCCCCCAGAGACACGCUGCUUGCAGAAAACCGCAAAACCGCACAGAAAAACGAUAAAAACCGCAAAACCGUUAAAAAAAGUCAAUAACCGUACACCGUGGAAUAAAAUAAGGAAAAUCGCGUCAGAUUUAAGGCAAAACCGCAUCACCGCUAACCCUUUCGCCCCCCUCCUAGCAUGUGACACUCCUUUUUGUGCUUACAAUGCUUACGAGGGACAAAUGUUAGAUAACUGUUAAUUCGGUUAAUAUGCUACCCUGGAUAAACAAGGAUUAUUGUAUUGCA
This is a messenger RNA of Nematostella vectensis (starlet sea anemone), 2093 nucleotides long. RefSeq names its product RILP-like protein 1. The transcript is spliced from 6 exons. Gene Ontology annotation, molecular function: protein dimerization activity. Lineage: Eukaryota; Metazoa; Cnidaria; Anthozoa; Actiniaria; Edwardsiidae. The coding region runs from base 126 to 1265 and encodes 379 amino acids. The record is from RefSeq and is a predicted model, not a curated record.